Messenger RNA from Triticum aestivum (bread wheat), 1676 nucleotides. RefSeq lists its product as uncharacterized. NCBI's taxonomy places the organism in Eukaryota, Viridiplantae, Streptophyta, Magnoliopsida, Poales, Poaceae. The transcript has 2 exons. The record is from RefSeq and is a predicted model, not a curated record. The coding region runs from base 521 to 1441 and encodes 306 amino acids.
UCAUCCUUUUCCGUCAAAGCGGCCGCUCCUCUCCUCCCCCGUCAGUUUCCAACCUGCACACAGCUCGUUUGGUCUCAUCUCAUCGACCGACACUGGCCGCUGCAGAGACGCCGCCCAUCCUCCUCCUCCUCCCUACAAAGUACGGCAAACACUCUGAUUUUUGCCCCAGAAGGAAAACCAGAGGUAAGAUUUCGUCUCUGCGUGGCGAGUCUCUUGCUUCCGUGCCCUCAGAUCGCCCCCUCAGAUCGUCCCGAGACGCCGCCGGGAACAGAACACAUCGCGACGCCGCUGGAAAUCGCCGCUCCACCGUCCUCCAGGCAUGACCAUCUUCGACGACCUGCCCGAGUGACUUGUCAUCGAUGAGAUCCUUGCCCGGUUGCCACCCAAAGAUGUGCUCCGCUGCCGUGCUGUCCGCAAGUUGUGGCACAGCGGCACUUCCACCACCGCGUUCAUCCUCGACCAUCACCGACGCCAGCCGUCGCUCCCCAUCAUCGAACAACGUCGAAAGGGCUUCUUCCACAUGGCCGGAGCCUCUAAUGGUCAAAAGAUAUGGCCCGUCCUCCGUUAUGCUGUUACAAAACCCGUUGUUAUACACCGCGUCUGCGACGGCCUCCUCAUCCUGGGGCAUAAAUCUGAUUUCUACAUCUGUAAUCCAACCACCCGCAAGUGUGCUUUCCUGCCACAUCCUCCACAACGACCAGGCGUCAGCGUCAUUGCCGUAGUCGCCUUCUACCGGCACCACACAUCUAGAGAAUACCGGGUUCUCUGGGUGUCAUACUCCAGACCGAUCAGCUCUGGUGUCCCAGUGCAGUCACCUGAGUACUUCGUCCUCACGGUGGGAUCAAAUCAGCCAAGAUGCAUCGAGUGGCCGACAGUUUCACAACACACGCUUCAUGUCACCCAGUCCCCCUACUGUCCACCAGUCCACCAUCGUGGUAGCUUGCACUGGGCAUUUGGCCUCAACUUGACUGUAUUUGACAGCGUAGCUGAGACAUUCCGGCAGAUGAGCCGCCCAAUAGAGUUGGGUGCUUUGGUGUCAUUGUUGGACAUGGGUGGAUCCCUUGAUUUGUGGCACACCACCUGUGAUAGCAUCACUUUCGAUAUUUGGGUGUUGCAGGACUAUGAUGCUGAGACAUGGGGCUUUCAGUACCGGAUUAGCUUGUUUACGAUGGAGGCAUCACCACCGCUUAAUUUGGGGGUGAUAUAUCGCCCUAGUAUGGCUGUGAUCAAUGAGCAUGAGCUGUUGAUUGAGCAGCGUCCUGACCGUCUAUUGCAUUGCGACACUGAUGGUGUGUUUUUAGGAAAUGUGGAAAGUGAAGAACAUGGAAACCAGCUGAUACUUACCAGACAUCUUUUCCAAGAGAGCAUGAUUUCACUUCCAUUGUUUGAGACACAAGAAGACGAUGAUGUGAAGGAGCCUCCAUUCCUCAUAGUGCUAUAAGUAGCCGUGCUCCAUCUUAUUUCCUUGGACAAGUUGUUGCUGUGCUCUAGGAGUAUCAAUGACAUAUGAACCAUGUCUUUUGUUCCUACCUUUUAUUACUACUAGUAGAACUGAACACUUUAUAUGUAUGAAGUAGCACUUGUGCUAUCGUCACGUGGUGCUAGUUAUCCUACCGAUCUUGAGCAUCUUGUUAAUGCUCUAAACAAUGGAAUAUCUAUGGUAUAGAACUGCUCUA